Messenger RNA from Fomitopsis serialis, 1161 nucleotides. RefSeq names its product Metallo-hydrolase/oxidoreductase. Gene Ontology annotation, molecular function: 3'-tRNA processing endoribonuclease activity. Gene Ontology annotation, biological process: tRNA processing. Lineage: Eukaryota; Fungi; Basidiomycota; Agaricomycetes; Polyporales; Fomitopsidaceae. The record is from RefSeq and is a predicted model, not a curated record. Gene Ontology annotation, cellular component: nucleus. The transcript has 3 exons. The coding region runs from base 1 to 1161 and encodes 386 amino acids.
AUGGCGCCCCAAUCACUCUCCUCAGUAAACUUAACAAUCCUUGGAAGCGCGUCUGCCCAACCUUCUUCAACCCGGAAUCACUCCGCCCUCGCACUGCGCCUCGGCGGCGAUGUCUGGCUCUUCGACUGUGGCGAAGCGACGCAGCACCGUAUUCAGAAGAGCAACGUGAAGAUGGGUAGAAUCAAGAAGAUCUUCAUUACGCACACUCAUGGUGAUCAUAUAUUCGGCCUUCUACCCCUCAUGGCCAGCUGCCUCGAUGGUUCAGGUGGCAUGGUCAAUGAGUCAGAGGACGGAAGACUUCAGUCAGGCAGUACAGAAGAGACACAGCCGUUAGAGAUCUACGGUCCCUUGGGCACACGGGCCUUCAUCCGCACCGGCAUCUUCUACUCCUACACGAAUCUCGGCGCACCGUACGUGGUACACGAGCUGCGCCUGCCUACCGAUCCUGUGGACGGUGAUUACACCACGCUCCCACCGCGAUCGCCCGAGCUGCCGGGACGGAACAUCAUGCAGACGAACGGCGCGUGGACGGACAUCUUCCCAGACGAGGUCGUCAGUGUCGCAGCUGCACCUAUCUUGCAUUCCGUCCCUUGCGUAGGGUUCGUGGUCACCGAGCUGCCAAUACCGGGCAAGAUCGACCCAAAGGACUACGUCCCCCACCUCAAGCGGACGAAUACGCCGAUGUCGGUUAUGCGGCAAUUACAACAGGGAGAAAGUGUCGAGCUGUCCGACGGCACUAUCCUCAAAGGACCACUGAGGAGACCAGGGCGCAAGGUGGCGAUACUGGGCGACACCUACGACCCUUCGCCGAUAAUCGACUUGGCUCUGGACGCGGACCUUUUGGUUCAUGAAGCCACGAACGCGCACUUGCCUAGGGUCGAUCCAAAUACGAAAGAUGACGAUACUUACGAGAGCGUGGAAGCACGAACGAAAUCGCGCGGACACUCAACCCCACAGAUGGCGGGUGCAUUUGCGAAGAGGAUCCGCGCGAAGAGGCUGUUGCUCAAUCAUUUCUCCGCUCGGUAUGCGGGUAACGACGACGUCGAUGAAGAAGCAAAGAAAAUCAUGGAGGCCAUUAGAGGACUGGCUAUGCAGGAGUUCGAUGGACCAGUCAUCUGUGCGAGAGACUUCAUGAGUUUCGACGUAGAAUUACCACAUUAG